Mercenaria mercenaria is the source of this 5069-nucleotide messenger RNA. Its product is annotated as DNA repair protein RAD50-like. The transcript is spliced from 16 exons. Gene Ontology annotation, cellular component: nucleus; Mre11 complex; condensed nuclear chromosome. Gene Ontology annotation, biological process: telomere maintenance via recombination; double-strand break repair; telomere maintenance via telomerase. The record is from RefSeq and is a predicted model, not a curated record. Lineage: Eukaryota; Metazoa; Mollusca; Bivalvia; Venerida; Veneridae. The coding region runs from base 956 to 2680 and encodes 574 amino acids. Gene Ontology annotation, molecular function: ATP hydrolysis activity; G-quadruplex DNA binding; double-stranded telomeric DNA binding.
CUCUGUACAUGUUACACACUACCCCUAGGUAUUCUAUAAGAACCAUGGUUGUGAACGGGAAAAUAUACUAACCCAUUUCAAUCGCGCAUUUCAUACUUAAAACACGCAGUUCGGUAAAUGUGUACUGUGGAUAUUGAACAAGUGGAAUUUUGUCUUCCAUUGUGUACCAGACACUUUUUAUGCCCCCGAAGGGAGGCAUAUUAGUUUUCAACUGUCCGUCCGUUCGUUAGUUCGUUCGUUCGUCACAACGUUAACUUUUUGCAUGAAGGCACUUUACUCGCAAACCACUGCACCCAGGACCUUCAAACUUCACAUGCUGAUAGUACUUAUUGAGUACACAACCCCUACUGACUUCAGGGUCACCAGGUCAAAGGUCAAGGUCACCAGGUCAAAGGUCAAGGCACUGCGGGGGCAUUUGUCACCAUUAGUGACAGCUCUUGUUUUUUAAAUCUUCAAAACCACUGGGCAGAUUUACACCAAACUUCACAGGAAUGAUCCUUUGGUGGCCUCCUUUCAAAAUUGCCAAAAGAAUUGAAAUCCAUGCAGAACCAAAAAAAAAAUCUUUAAAAAUCUUCUUGUCAGAAAUUGUUAGCUGGAUUUCAAAAAUAUUUUGUAGAAAUGGUCUUUAGGUGACCCUCUACCAAAAUUGCCUAAGCCGUUCUGUUUCGGUAAAAAAACAUAGCCGCCAGGGGGAGGGGCUUAUUUUCCCUUUAUGACUAUAUUGUUACUUUCAAAAAUCUUCUUCUUCAAAACCAUUGGGCAGAUUUACACUAAACAUCUUAGAACUGAUCCUUGGCGUCUAUCAAAAUUGCCCCAAAAUUUGCAUCAAGAAAUUUUCACUCAUUCAUUAGUGAUAUAGUUUUGUGCUCCCAAAGACGCAAAAUGUUUCCGCUACAUACAUUUCUUGAUAAGAAUCAGAUAACCUUUAAAUUUGAACUAUAUUCAUGGAAAUGCCAUGUUUCAGAUGGAAAAACUUGAUGAGACAGAUAUUCCCCAACUGAAGUCUAUCCUGAAGGAAACACAAGAUGAAAUACAUAGACAAAAAGAGGAUCUCAGUAAUAUAGAGAAAGAAUUGAAGGUGAAGGAAAAUGACGAGAACCUGGCCAAACAGAUACUCUCAGAUAUUGUCAUGAUGGACCUAUACUCUGGUGAUGUCGACAAACUUGACCAGAAAAUUGCCAUGCAAGCUGCUGAACUCUCUGGAGGAGAUUCUCAAAGAACACUACAGAUGGUCAUUGAUGAGAAAGAAGAUCUGCAGGUCAAAGUAGGUGCAGCUACCAGCAGUCUGGAUCACAAGCUCCAGACAUUUGUAGACCACUUGGAGCAGGUACAUGUUCUAAGGACCGUUGUCAACAGCUUGAAGGAGGAGAAGUUGGGCAUCAAGAGUGACCUUCAACAGAGGAGCAAACUUGAAGAGGACAAGGCAAACUUGGAAUCUGAAAAUAAGGUGCAUGAAAAAGAUAUAAAGGAUACAGCAAAAAAGUUGAAGCCCCUGCAGAGCAAGAUGGACAAAUUAAGAUCAAAUAAGGAAAAGUUAUUAAAGGAGAAAGAGAAAAUGUUGGAAACUGCUAAAGCUAAGGAAGAAAUAGUGAGAGGCAAUGAAAUUCGGGUGAAAAAUUUUAAUCAUGAUAUUAAAAGAUACGAUCAGUCUGGUAAAGCAGGCCAACUGAAGAGAAGUCGUGAUAACAAAGAUCAGAUUGAAAGGGAAAUGAUCUCCAUAGACAAAGAAUUAAAGGAGGCCAUGACUAACAUAGAUAAAUUAAGGAAAGAUAUCUCUACACAAAAGGUUCGAGAACUUAAUCUUCAGAAUAAUCUGAACUUGAGAAAUAAACAGAAAGAAAUAGAGGAGAUCAGUAGAAAGAUUGCUGACCUGGAGAGUAAACUCGGGAAUGUAGAUGUGGCUUACAUAUGUAGGGAGCAAAGUCGUCUGGAACGAGAGAUGGAAAGCUUAAGAAAAGAGCGUCACACUGCUGAAGGUCGGCAAACAGAGUUGGAGAACCAGAUUAGAGGAACUAAAAGGGAGUUACAGACAGACAUGUAUAAAGGGGCGGACGAGAAGUACCGCAACAAGAUGAUAGAUAAAAGGACCACAGAACUGGCAAACGGAGAUCUUGAGAAGUAUUACAAGGCACUAGAUAAGGCCAUUAUGAAUUACCACAAAAUGAAGAUGGCAGAAAUCAACAAGAUUAUUAGAGACCUGUGGAGGCAGACCUAUAGAGGACAAGACAUUGAGACUAUAGAGAUUCAAUCUGAUGAGAAUGAUUCGGCAGCCAUUACGACACGGAAGACAUAUAACUAUCGUGUGGUGAUGAGAAAACCAGGAGAUGUUGUAAUAGACAUGAGAGGAAGAUGUAGCUCUGGACAGAAGGUGCUUGCUUCACUGAUCAUACGUCUUGCCCUGGCUGAGACAUUCUGUUUGAACUGUGGUAUCUUAGCCCUUGACGAACCGACAACUAAUCUGGAUAGGGAAAAUCUUGAGAGUUUAGCUGGUGCACUGGUUGAGAUCAUUAAAGGUCGUAUGCACCAAAGAAAUUUCCAGCUUGUGAUUAUCACCCACGACGAAGACUUUGUGGAGUUGCUUGGUAGAUCAGAAUAUGUGGACAAGUUCAUCAGAGUGGGGAAAAAUCAAUUUGGAUGUUCCAGGCUUAAAAGUACAGAGGUUGCUGAACUUAGCAGAUGAAUUCAGUAUUAGAUGAACAAUAUAAAUACAGCUUAUUAGUGGACCAAACAUUUUAUUUCACGAUGAUAUGAACUGAAGUGUAUUGCAUUUAAAAAGUGAUUUGAUAGACAGGAACAUUGAGUUUGCACUGCGUAUAUAUAGCCUGAAAUGUCAUAAGAAGUUGUGUUCAUUAUUAUUGAUACUAUACAUUUAUAUUGUAUGUUCAAGGUAAAUUGUCGGACUUUGAACAAAUGUAAUGUAAAUAAAUGAAUCGCGCCAUGAGAAAACCAGCAUAGUGCGUAUGCAACCAGCAUGGAUCCAGGUCAGGAUCCAUGCUGUUCACUAAAGGUAUCUCUAAUUCCAAUAGGCUUUGAAAGCGAACAGCAUGGAUCCUGACCAGACUGCGUGGAAGACGCAGGCUGGUCUGGAUCCAUGCUGGUCGCAAACGCACUAUGUUGGUUUUCUCAUGGCGCGGCUCAAAUGUGUGUACAUUUAAGGUAGUGGACCCCUAUUUUCCUUCGAUUAUGUAUUUUCUGUUUACAGUUUCCUAUAUUCUUUGCUCAUUUUGAAGAGUAAGUUUUCAUGGAUACCAAAAUUGAAUACGAUGAUAAUUCGUCUGAUAGAAAUUGCCUGUUAUCAUUAUUGUUCAAGCAUCUUAAGGUGCUUAAUCAGACAUUACCACUUAAAGUUGUAAGUUCUGUGAAGCUUGUUUAUCUAGUAUGGUUACACAAAUAGAACAUAAUCUGUGUAUAAUGGUAAAAUUAGCAUCUAUUUACUCUAUUUUAAGGGACCUCUGAGUUUCUGACUUCGAAUAAACUGUCCCUCUUCCCUUUUGGUUUGAAACCCCACAGAAGAUUCUAAACUUCUUUCUUUUGAGGAACCCACACAGGGAUGGCUAAAGGGUCAAUGGUUCUACCCAGGUGUCUGCUCAUGCCUGAAAUAUUUGCUUUGAACUAGAAAGUUGCCAUAUGACCUGCUAUUUUGAUGAUAUGUCUUAAUUACAUUUUAAUGAAAAUUUGAAAAAAUGCUUCAUUCUGACAAACUGUAAGAAAAUUUGAGUUCAGGGGUCUUCUUUUAUUAUCAUAGGCAUAUUUCUUGAAAAAAAUAACAGCUUAUAGACCUGUGCAUUGCAUUUGAUCAUAUAACAUGAGAACCUUUUAGUUUUAUAAAUCUGAGUGAUUUAGGCUAACAUUAUGAAAACUUGAUCCAGAUUUUUCAGUCAGUCUUUCAAAAACGCAUGCACACUUCUUUGCAGUUUCCCCCCAGCAUACAUGUAUGCUAAAGUAAUAUAGAGUUAAAUCGAAUUCUACUGCAAAAAAAAGAAAAAAGUUUUUUGUUGAUCAUGCACAGCAGCCUAAAAUGCUUGAGUUUUACUUAUGAUUUAAUAAAUUUUGUAAUGUUGGUGCAUUUGUGUUCAUGGUUAUUUAUAUUAUGCAUUAUACAUGUAGAUUCUUUUAUUGUUAGUGAUAUUUUAUUGAACUUACUUUAUUCCUUUUGCUUAUUGCAUCAUUGGAAUAGCAUUUGGUGAUUUGGAGAAGUCUUGGCCUAUUUGAUGGUGCUCAUUUUCAGAAUUUUAUUUUAUUUUAUUUAGUUUUAUUUUCAUUUUAUUUGUUGAAGAAUAUUUUCCCUUACGAGAUAGAUAAUACAUGAUAAUGUAGAUUAAAUAUGUUUAUGUCUCAUUAGUAUCACAAUUUAUUAACCAGAAACCUUUCAUUGUGGUCAAAUUUGUACCUGGUGUAGUUAAACCUGUGCUUAACAACUACCUGUGAACAAAGACCACCCGAGUCUAAAGACCGCUCCACUCAUUUUCAAUUUCAACAUUUACAAUUUAUUUAUAACCUAGUCUACCAAUAAAAGCUAAGUUUUGGCUCACCCAGGGGUGGCCUGUAUGGGCAGGUUUGACAGAAUAUAAUGCUGGUCAUGAUUUAUGCUUGUUUAUGAUUUGUUCUUCAAACUAUUUGCAAUUAUAAGUAAAUUAAUAACUUUGCAAAUAUUACCCAAUCUGUCAUUGGAAGCUACAUAUAAUUACUAGACCAUUAUCCAGAAUUUUACUAAAAUAGGGGAAGGGUAAGGUGAAGAAAUUUAUUUUUACUUAUCAUAUUCUAUUUCUCAGAUUUGAUUGUAGGCCUUUCCUGUAUAAAAACAUGACAAACUAAAAUUAAGAAACAAAAUAUACAUAGAUUGUCAGAUAUAAAAACAGAUUAUAAAACCAUAAAAGUAUUUACUGAAAUAAAACUCUUUUUUAAUUCUAGAAAAGACUGUUCUAUUUUUUUUUAGAAAAUAAAAAGAGAUUCAGACGGCAUUGAAACAAGGGAGCAGGCAGUAGUAAUAACCAAGCAUUUCAGUAUGCCAACAGUGACUGUUCAUUUAGCUUCCAUGAAAUAAGCAAGAACAUACAAGAUACAUGUUG